UGAUGAUCACUUGGCCCAUCUCUGCGUUCGUUUACUGCAUAUUCAUUGUUAUCAACAGUUGGUUUGUUUGUGUUUCGGCUAGAGGCAUUUCUACUUUCAGUCGCCGUUUGGCUUUGAACCAUCGUCGUCCACUUGCAAUUCCGCUUCCACCUCUGCUCAACCGACACUACCACCAACGUCACCACCACCACCAUCAGCAUCAGCAUCCUCAUCCUCAUUACCAUCACCUCCAUCGACAUAACCACCGUCGUCAAUAUCAUCAUCAUCCUCAUCAUCUUCAUAAUCAUCAACAUCAUCUACAACUGCAGCAGAAGCAGCAGCAGCAUAGACAACAAUAUCACUACCGUCAGCUGCAACAGCAGCAGCAACGAGAACAACAGCAACAAUUCCAUCAUCGUCAUCAUCAUCAUCAAGUAAAACAGCAACAACAACAACAACCACAAACCAAUCCGCAGGGUAUAAAACAUUUUGUAUUUUACUCUGACCUCCAGCACAAAUGCCAUCGCCAUCCUGACCAUCAUCACCAUCAACAUCAUCCUCAUUCUCCCCCUUUGUCUCCUCCUUCUCAAUCUCCUCCUCCCCCUCACCACAACCACCAUCAACAUCACCACCACCACAACCACCAUAAUAAUCAUCAUCAUCAUCAUCGUCAAAACGAUGACCAUCAAAAAAGUAAACUUCUUAAUUCAAACUCCCAAACUGACGAAACUGAUUACAAGCCAUCAUUGUUAUCACCAAUAUUAUCAUCACCCUCAACCUCGACGCCACAUACUCCACCACCACCUCCAUCAUCAUCAUCAUCAUCAUCCCCAUCAUCAACAGCAACAUCAUCAUCAUCGUCAACAACAACAUUGUCACCACAAUCAUCAUCACCAUCAUCAUCAUCAUCAACAACAACAGCACAUACACCAACAAUUACAACACCAAAAACAAGAGACAAAACACAUAUUUCUUCACACGUAGCUAAAUCACAUAUUUCUUCUUCUUCUUCUUCUUCUUCUUCUUCUCUUCUUCUUCUACCUCAAACACGGUGACUUUAUUGACAUCUAAAAACUCUGAAGUGAACGAUAGACUGCAAUUAAAAAAUGAGCCGACUGCAGACGAAACCCAACUGCACAUUGGUAGCAAGCAAGAAGAACUGCACCUCAUCCAAAACUCUGAUCGCCGCAAAUUAUUGCAACACCAAUUGUUUGCCGGCUUAACGAGUCCACCUCCAUCACCGUCACCACUUCCAUCACCUCAACAAACAACCCAAGAACCACAAAUUCCUAUGCGUCCGAUGGCAGAGAAAUUGCCAGUACAGAAUUCUUACAGUAUUGCGGAUAUCAACCGUAGAAUAAAUCUGUCCAAAACUCCUCCAUUUCAUACACCUCCGUCCGACAACAACAGCGCCUCUUUGCAAGUGUUACCCAUUUUGAAACCUCCAUUGCGACCAUUACCCGUCACAGGUCGCAAGUCUAGACGACAAACAGGAAAUAAAGGCGAGAAAACCACCACUACUGCAGCUAGCAGUGACAACAACAACAGCAACACAAACAGUAAUGCUAAUAGGUUUAUCGAUAAUGUAGCUAUUAAUCAAGUGAAUAUCUCUAAAAGCAACAAAAUCGACAGCAACAAUAGAAACUACAAUAUCAACAAUUCAAAGAACACUACCACCACCACCAGCAAUAAUAAUAAUAAUAAUAAUAAUAAUAAUAAUAAUAAUAAUAAUAAUAAGAGCAGUAGCACCAACAGCAACUCAAAUGGCUUCGAUAUCGAACAGGAUCGCCGGCGAAUGAUUGCGUUUAGCGAUAAUGUAAACAAAUCCGUGCAAAGUUACGCAAUCAAUGAAGGCGAGGCCGAAAGCGAAACAGUGGACGAAGAUGACGGUGAGAAUGUGAGUAACUUCGAUGUCAGUGAAAAAGACAAUAGCAAAGAUAAUGAUAUUAAUGACGACAACGACAGCAAUAACAACAACAACAAUAACAGUUUCUAUUAUCAAUACAGCAAUGAGGACUACAACAACAACAACAACAAUAACACAAGCAGCAAUAACAACAACAACAACCUAAAUGAGGAAGGUGAUGGCGGUGAUGGAGAGGAAAAUGAUUCCGAUGCCGAUAACAAUGAUGAAGAACUUGGAAAACAAUCGAACAAAGCCGACGAUAUUCGUUUAAAUCAAGUUCUGGAAAGUGAAAGUAGUAUGGCCACAGUUUCACAUUACGUGGCGCAGACACCUCCGAAAUCCUCUCGGAUGUUAGUCGUACGAGAAGGGCCUUCUAAAAAACUUCCCCAAGCUAUUAUCAUUGGAGUUAAAAAAGGAGGCACUCGAGCCCUACUGGAAUUUUUACGAUUACAUCCGGAUAUUAGGGCUCCUGGCCCCGAACCACAUUUCUUCGAUAGACACUACUCAAGAGGCCUAGAAUGGUACAGGAGUAAGAUGCCGUUGACAAUUGAAGGACAAAUUUCGAUGGAGAAAACGCCGAGUUAUUUCAUAACGCGUGAUGUACCACAAAGAAUCUAUAAUAUGUCUAAGCAGGUGAAACUAAUCGUUGUAGUGCGUGACCCUGUCACACGAGCCAUCUCGGAUUAUACACAAACCAUGACAAAGAGACGAUCAGUUCGGCAAUUCGAACAAAUGGUUUUCGUUAAUAACAGCUCGAGGAUAGUCGACACAUCAUGGGGUGCCAUUCGAAUUGGUGUAUAUGCGAAACACCUUGAGCUCUGGCUUAAAUAUUUUCCACUUCAACAAAUGCAUUUUGUCAGUGGAGAGAAGCUGAUCAGUGACCCAGCUGGUGAGAUGGCUUUAUUACAAGAUUUUCUGGGUUUGAAGCGUAUAAUAAAUGAAAAACAUUUCUUCUUUAAUGAAACUAAAGGAUUCCCUUGUCUGAAAAAGCCUGAAGGCAGUGGCCACCCACAUUGUUUAGGGAAAACAAAAGGGAGACAACACCCAACAAUAGACCCUAGUGUAAUACAAAGACUACGAGACUUCUAUCGGCCAUUUAAUUCAAAGUUUUAUAAAAUGGUGAAUCGAGAUUUUGAGUGGCCCUGAGUGUAAAAUGUAAAUUAAUAAGCCAUUUGUGCAUAUACCGAAGCAGUUAAUUUUCAUUAAUACGUGUUUAAUAACGUUUGCGCUUAAAAUGCAUGAAUGCACUUUUAAUUAUAUUCUAAUAUUUUUUCUCAAAAUACGUUAACUUGUAUUUUUUUUAAAAAAAGUGAAACAAAAUAUACACGCAUACAAAACACAGACAAACAGAAGCAUGUAAAUAAAUGUAUAUGAAAUCAUAC
Molecule: messenger RNA, 3267 nt
Organism: Octopus sinensis (East Asian common octopus)
Lineage: Eukaryota; Metazoa; Mollusca; Cephalopoda; Octopoda; Octopodidae
Exons: 2
Coding region: 1271-3031 (586 amino acids)
Molecular function (GO): [heparan sulfate]-glucosamine 3-sulfotransferase activity
Source: RefSeq, a predicted model, not a curated record